Molecule: messenger RNA, 876 nt
Organism: Racocetra persica
Lineage: Eukaryota; Fungi; Glomeromycota; Glomeromycetes; Diversisporales; Gigasporaceae
Source: the annotation of a GenBank genome assembly
AAUGUUGAAACCUGGUGGCAACCAGAAGAAAAAGAUUGUAAGGACGACCAAGAGUGGGAAAAUAAUUGGUACAAUGAUACUGAGGAAUGUGAAGUGUUUAUGAUUAAAGUAGAGAAUAGCGACUCAGAAGAAGAAACCAUCAAGUUGGAACCGGAAGACUACUCACCUGCUCUUAGAUUUUUCAAUAAUGGAGUCCCUGGCCUUGGACUUCUUACCAGCCCAUUCCCUAACCCCAGAGAAAGUACAAGGAGAAGAUUCAUAAUUGAAGAAUACCGGAGGGAAUUAGAAUACCGAGAAUUAGUCUUAGAAGUGUUAGAGUCAGAUGAUGAAUCCACCCAAAGCAGAGAUAUGGUAACACCAAGCGAAACGGAGUCAGAAAAUGGUAAGGAAAAUGCUAACCCUAAAACUGACAAAGAAGGAGACGACGAAUUUUGGUACUGUCAUGAUGAUGACGAAACUGUAAUAACCCAAGAAGAAGAAGAUGGAUGCCGUGAAAUAAGUGAAGAAAAAGAAGUAUUUAUGAUAAAAAUGGAAAAUAAAGAUGAACAGAAGGAAGGUAUCGAAGUAGAAAACAUCUUACCAGGAUCUAGCGAACGGAUCCUAACGAAAUCAAUAGCCAAGCGUGGACCCAAAAAAGAUCUUUCAUGUGUACUUCCACCCAAUAGAACUCGAACACUUCACUCUGGAAAUAAUAAACAAAGGCAAGACCAUAUACUUGACAGAGCAAUUCGGAUACCAACUUAUGGCACACAUCCUGAGGAAUCUGUUGAUUUUAAAAGAAUAGAUCAUGGCUGGUGCCCAACAAGAGCUAGCACGAAGAGAGUAUUUAGUAGCAACCGGAAUCGACUUAGGUUGUAUAGAACAAAUAAACGUUAA